AUGGUCUUUGUGCCCCCGGCUUGGGCGCCGAAACUUCCCGAAGACCUCCCCGACUCCAUCACCGUCGAGGAAUUCAUCAGCAACGAGGCCUACGGCCGCCGCCCCUUCGCCUCAUCCCGGAACCCGUACACGUGCGGCCUCAGCGGCCUCACUCGCAGCGCCUCCGACGUCGCCGGCCGGACCGACUUACUCGCCCGCGCCAUCGGCAAGCGCCUCGGCUUCAGCCCGAACGAGGGCACCGCCUGGGACCGCGUCGUGGCCGUCUACUCGCUCAACACGAUCGACUACCUCCCCCUGACUCACGCCAUCCACCGCCUCUCCGGCAUCGUCACCCCCGCCAGCGCCGCCUACUCGGCCCGCGAGCUCGAGCACCAGCUCCGCUCCUCGAGCGUCAAGGCCAUCUUCACCUGCCUGCCGCUGCUCGACAAUGCCCGUGCCGCCGCCCGCGCCGCCGCCAUCCCCGACGAUCGCAUCUUCCUCCUGCCCCUGCCCGGGCACGCCGCCUCGUCAUCGCCGCCGCUCGUCACCAUCGACGACCUCGUGGCCGAGGGUCAGGCCCUGCCCCCUGUCGAGCCCCUGAGAUGGAUCAAGGGGCAGGGUGCUAGGCAAACCGCCUAUCUCUCUUACUCGAGCGGCACCUCAGGUCUGCCGAAAGCUGUCAUGAUCUCCCACCUCAACGUCAUCGCAAACAUCACGCAGCUCUGCAUUGGCGACUCGGUCCCGCGCAAGCAGCUCGGCAUCCAGACGCAGACAAGCCUGGGCGUCCUGCCCUUUAGCCACAUCUACGGCCUCGUCAUGGUCGCCCUCGUCGCCCACUACCGCGGCGACGAGACCGUCGUGCUGCCCAAGUUUGAGCUCGACGCCGCCCUCGCCGCCGUCGAGCGCUUCCGCGUCGAGAUGCUCAGCGUCGUGCCCCCCAUGCUCAUCCAGAUCAUCGCCAACCAGGACAAGUGCGCAAAGUACGACCUCGGCAGCGUCCGCUGGGUGUUUAGCGGCGCCGCGCCCUUGGGGGCUCAGGUCAUGGACAGCCUGCGCGAGCUGUAUCCCAAGUGGAAAUUGGGCCAAGGCUACGGCAUGACAGAGUCGUCCCCGGGUGUCGUGUGCAGUAUCGAGACGGACUGUCUCCCCGGGUCGUCGGGCUCACUCAUCCCCGGCACCAAGGCCAAGCUCGUUGACGGCGAGGGCAACGAGGUGACGCAGCACGAGACGCGCGGCGAGCUGCUUGUCCAGUCCCCGUCCAUUGUCCUGGGAUAUCUCAACAACGAGCAGGCCAACGCCGAGACGUUUGUCUGGGACGAGGACGGUCGCUGGCUCAAGACAGGCGAUGAGCUGCUCGUCCGCAAGUCGAGCCAGGGCCACGAGCACUUUUUCGUCACUGACCGCAUCAAGGAGCUCAUUAAGGUCAAGGGCAACCAAGUCGCCCCAGCCGAGCUCGAAGCCCACCUCCUCGCGCACCCCUUCGUCUCCGACUGCACCGUCAUCCCCAUCCCCGAUGACCGCGCCGGCGAGGUGCCCAAGGCCUUUGUCGUAAAGGCCCACGAGGCACACGCCCGCCCCGAAGCUGACGUCGCCGCCGCCAUCUGCAAGCAUGUCGAGGACCACACAGCUCGGUACAAGUGGCUCAAGGGCGGCGUCGAGUUCAUCGACGCCGUCCCCAAGAGCCCCACGGGCAAGAUUUUGCGCCGUCUGCUCAAGGACAAGGAGGCCCAGGCACGCAAGGCCAAGGGGGCCAAGCUGUGA
This is a messenger RNA of Hirsutella rhossiliensis, 1740 nucleotides long. Its product is annotated as AMP-binding enzyme domain-containing protein. The transcript has 6 exons. NCBI's taxonomy places the organism in Eukaryota, Fungi, Ascomycota, Sordariomycetes, Hypocreales, Ophiocordycipitaceae. The record is from RefSeq and is a predicted model, not a curated record. Gene Ontology annotation, molecular function: CoA-ligase activity. The coding region runs from base 1 to 1740 and encodes 579 amino acids.